AUGCAUCUGCUUGUCCUUGGUGCCACUGGUCCCUGCGGCGUUCAGCUUAUCCAGGAGGCCCUUUCUACCUCGCAUUCCGUCGUCAUCUACGCCAGGUCACCCCAGAAACUCCCGGACAGCAUUACCUCCCAUUCCUCUGUCUUCGUCGUCAAAGGGGAGCUUGGAAACGUUGAGCUGUUGUCCCAGGCUAUGGCGGGUGUCGACGCUGUACUUUCUGCGCUAGGGCCGGCUGUCAAAUCUGGACCAUUUCAUCCCAGCGACACUCCUCUCGCACGAGCGUAUGCCGCUAUCAUCGACGUGAUGAAGAAGUGCGGUGUCAAGCGGCUGAUCGCGUUGGGCACCGCCAGCAUCAAGGAUGACCGCGACAAGUUCAGUCUGGAGUUCGUGGCGCUGGUCAGUGGAGUGGCUCUCUUCGCCCGCAGCGCGUACAAAGACGUCGUCGCCAUUGGAGAAACGAUUCGUGCACAAGGUGACGGCCUGGAAUGGACCAUUGCACGGGUGCCCAUUCUCACGCAGAACGAGAAGCGAGAUGUCCUUGCCGGUUACAUUGGGGACGGGACGACGAAGACAACAUUGGCGAGGGCGGGGUUUGCGGCUUUCGUGAUCAAUGAGGUGGAGAAGAACGAAUGGUGCGGAAAAGCUCCUCUUAUUUCUUCCCCCUAG
Messenger RNA from Sparassis crispa, 663 nucleotides. RefSeq names its product NAD-P-binding protein. Bases 1 to 663 code for a protein of 220 amino acids. The transcript has a single exon. The record is from RefSeq and is a predicted model, not a curated record. Lineage: Eukaryota; Fungi; Basidiomycota; Agaricomycetes; Polyporales; Sparassidaceae.